Molecule: messenger RNA, 1788 nt
Organism: Prunus mume (Japanese apricot)
Lineage: Eukaryota; Viridiplantae; Streptophyta; Magnoliopsida; Rosales; Rosaceae
Source: RefSeq, a predicted model, not a curated record
AUGCAAAAGCUAUGGGGCGAUGAAGAAGACGGGGAAGUGGACGAAGACGAUGAGGAUGAGAAUACUUUCAGUUUCAAAGAUGGGGUUAAACCUUUGGAAUUUGUGGAAGACGAUGCUUUUGGUGAAGAAGUUUAUGAGCAGUUUGUGGGCAUGGAUUAUGAGGCUCUAGCUGAAAGAAAGAGAAAAGCACUUGAGGAUAGUCGGCCUGAAGGUUCUGUUAAGAAGGCCAGGCAUAAGGAUGUUACUGGAGCAAGCAUGGAGGAAAUAAUGGAGGCCAUGAAUUAUGGUAUGCAAUGGAGAAUAAGGAAGCCCAAGAAAAAAGGUAGACGGAAAGGAUCAAAGAAGAAACUUACUCCUGAGAUUACUCGAAGGCUUGGUGAAGCUACUCUUCACUACGUACAUGGACAUUAUGAAGAGGCCAUACCCAUCUUGGCAGAAAUUGUUAAGCUGGCACCAGAUUUGCCCGAGACGUAUCAUACACUUGGACUUGGCCAUGAUAAUCUUGGUAAUGAAUUGAAAGCCUUGAAUUGCUUCACAAUUGCUGCACUUUUAGCACCAAAAAAUCCAGCUCUUUGGGAACUGCUCUUUGGCUGGUUCAAUAGACAAGGCAACACUCAUAAAGCCAUUUAUUGCCUUUCAAGAGCAAUAUCAGCAGAUCCUAAAAAUAUUUAUCUGAAAUUGGGUCGUGCGUCACUCUAUGUUAAGCUCGGAGACUAUCAUAAAGCUGCUGCAUCGUAUGAACAGAUAGUACAAGCCUGUCCUGAUAAUGUUGAAGCACUCAAGACAGGAGCUGUGAUGUAUGACAGAAGUGGUCAGCAUGAGCAUUCUAUUCAUAUUCUGGAGGCUUAUCUCAGAGAUCAUCCAACCAAAACUGAUCCUAGUGUCAUUGAUCUGCUAGCUUCCAUACUUAUGGAAAAUAAUGCACAUAAUGAAGCAAUUCUGCAUAUUGAGCGUGCACAACUUGAAUCUGCCAUGCUUACCUUGGAAAUAUGGAGAAGGCAGAAACUCUUUAGUGCUCUUGAACAGCAGAGUGCAGAUCAUGCUGACUUGAUUGCUAAAGUCGCAGACUCAUUUAUGAGUCUUGGGCAUUAUAAUUCUGCAUUGAAAGUACAGGCAAUUUUGUGGUUCUAUGAAGCUGUGAAGACACUUGAAGAUAAUAUUGAGACCCGAUUAACAUUGGCUUCUAUUCUUCUUGAGGAAGCCAGAGAAGAUGAAGCCAUUUUGUUGCUAUCUCCUCCAAAAAAUCUAGAUCGCUUUGAAGCCCAAACAAAUAAAUCAGAACCAUGGUGGUGUAAUGGAAAAGUGAAACUGAAGCUUUGCUACAUUUACAUAGCUAAAGGGAUGCGCAAGGAAUUUGUGGAUGCAAUCUAUCCUUUGGUACAUGAGUCGUUACGCAUCGAAUCACUUCAGCAGAAGGUGAAAGUGAAAAAGAGGCACACAAAAAGUGUUCUGUUAGAAAGAGCGAAAGUCCUGGAUGAUCACCAAACAGAUAACCCAUUAUGCAGAUCUAGACCAGUAGCUCCUGCAUCAGAUCUGCUGAAAGCUACCAGAGCGAAGAAGUUGCUUCAAAAGAAGGCAAAAGUAAAGGAAGAAAGGAGAGCUGAGGCAAUGGCUGCUGGAGUUGACUGGCAAAGUGAUGAUUCAGGUGAUGAUCCUCCAGAAGAAAUACACCAAGAACCUCCCCUGCCAGAUCUUCUCACGGAUAAAGAGAAUCAUGGCCUUAUAAUAUAUUUGUGCAAGUCACUGGCUUCCUUGCAUAUAGAUAUUGCGAAGCAUUGGAGAUUAUAA